UAACACUGCCUUCAUGAGGCCCCUUUCCCCCCCUGCCUUUCACUCAGAUAACAACAUUCCUCUGCAGAAGCAGAAGCUAACAUUUUACACACAGAGGGCUUUGAAACUGUAAACUUCAUCAUGAUUUUUCAGACACUUUUUGAGUGUAUGGACUUCCCUGGCUGGCUGUUGUUCAGUUUCUUUCUUUUACUUGUGGUUGAUGUGGUCAAAAACUGGAGGCCACACAGUUUUCCACCAGGACCCUGGGCUGUGCCUUUUCUAGGAAAUAUUUUCACUGGAGUGGACUACAAAACAAUGGAGAAGCUUUCUGCGGAGUAUGGGCCAGUGUUAAGUCUGAGGAGAGGCAGUGAGAGGAUGGUGUUUAUUUCAGGAUAUAAGAUGGUCAAAGAGGCUCUCGUCAACCAGCUCGACAGCUUCGUCGACCGACCUAUCGUCCCUCUCUUCCAUGUUGUCUUCAAAGGCAUUGGAAUAGCUUUGAGCAAUGGUUACCUGUGGAAGAAACAGAGGAAGUUUGCCAACACUCACCUGCGUUACUUUGGAGAGGGCCAGAAGUCGUUGGAAAAUUACAUUCAAGUGGAAAACAACUUCCUCUGUGAAGCUUUCAAAGAAGAACAAGGCAAACCAUUCAACCCUCACUUCACCCUAACAAACGCAGUGAGUAACAUCAUCUCCUCCGUGAUCUUCGGACAUCGAUUUGAAUACAGUGAUCGAAGCUUUCGGAAGGUUCUGGAGUUGGACAAUGAUGCUGUCCUGCUCGCUGGCUCUCCUCGGACCCAGCUGUAUGACGUCUUCCCUGGACUGAUGAAGCACCUGCCAGGCCCUCACCAGACUGUCCAUGCUAACUACAGGGAGAUCAUGAACUUCCUGAAGGAGGAGGUGGAGAAGCACAAGGAGGAGUGGAACCCUGAUGACCCUCGAGAUUUCAUUGAUGUCUACCUGGCAGAGAUGGAAAAGAAAAAGGAAGAUCCUCAGGCUGGCUUCAACAUGGAAACCCUUCUGGUUUGCAUUCUGGACCUGAUUGAGGCCGGUACAGAAACAGCUGCAACCACUUUACGCUGGGCCCUCGUGUACAUGAUGAACUACCCUGAAAUACAGGAGAAAGUCCAGUCAGAGAUCGACCGGGUGAUCGGACAGUCUCGUCAGCCCACCCUCGCUGACAGACCCAGCAUGCCUUUUACCGAUGCCGUCAUCCAUGAGACUCAAAGGUUUGGAAAUAUUGUCCCCUUGGGAUUUCCAAAAAUGGCCAGUAAAGAUACAACACUGGGAGGAUACUUUAUACCAAAGGGGACAGCCAUCUCUACAAUUCUGGCGUCUGUGCUGUUUGAUAAGAGCAAGUGGGCGACUCCAGAUGUCUUUAAUCCUGAACACUUCCUGGAUUCACACGGACAGUUUCGCAGAAGAGAGGCCUUCUUACCAUUUUCAACAGGUAAACGGGUGUGUUUAGGGGAGCCACUGGCCAAAAUGGAGCUGUUCCUUUUCUUUACAUCUCUGCUCCAACGCUUCACCUUCUCUCCACUUCCUGGAGAAAUGCCGAGUUUGGAGGGCGUGGAGGGCUUCACCAAUUCUCCCGCCAAGUUCAGGACGCUCGCUGUGCCUCGCUGAUUUUCUCCAUUGUUUCUGAAAUGAUCUUCCAUGAAUGAUGAUUUUUACAUCUUAAGUUUUCACCACCAUAAUAAAAAAAAAACAGGUAUAGAACAUUUUCAUGGCUGAUUUUUGUUGUGAGAGAUUCACAAUAAGAAACACAAUUUUAUGAUCCUAAAUAACAGCUCUCUAAUUAUAUUCCUGCUCUUACACAAUAGAUACAUCUCAUGUUAUAUAGAUGCACAAAUAUAACCUUUGUAUAACACUGGGGCUCUUACCAAUCUGGGUCUCUGAUUAUUUUAAAUAUAUGGUCAGGGGCGCUGGUGGUGCAGUGG
This is a messenger RNA of Labrus mixtus (cuckoo wrasse), 1916 nucleotides long. Its product is annotated as cytochrome P450 2J2-like. Gene Ontology annotation, cellular component: cytoplasm; intracellular membrane-bounded organelle. The coding region runs from base 121 to 1602 and encodes 493 amino acids. The transcript has 9 exons. NCBI's taxonomy places the organism in Eukaryota, Metazoa, Chordata, Actinopteri, Labriformes, Labridae. The record is from RefSeq and is a predicted model, not a curated record. Gene Ontology annotation, biological process: xenobiotic metabolic process. Gene Ontology annotation, molecular function: heme binding; iron ion binding; oxidoreductase activity, acting on paired donors, with incorporation or reduction of molecular oxygen, reduced flavin or flavoprotein as one donor, and incorporation of one atom of oxygen.